UGUACUCUUGGGUAGGUUUGAUUAGGAUUUUUUUACUGGUGAGACCGAGGAACGAAGGUUUUAAUUUGGAAUAAACAGACCGUCCUCAAAGCUGUUUCAAGUAAGUGGUCAAACACGAGAAAGCGUGACUGUUUUCAAGGUCACUUCAAGUAAUAUUGUCAAACACGAGAAAACGUGACAUCCAUCAAAGCCCAUUCAAGUAAAGCAAAUACAAGAAAGCGUGUUCUGACAAUCAACAUGCUUUUAUACCAUUUAUCUUUGAAACUUUUGAUUUUUUAACAUUAGAGUUGGUGAAUCUUUUACAGAAAAUCCAAAGACACCUCAUAGUAAUUUGGUAUCUCCUAAAUUAGUGGAUGUAGUUUAAGAUGAUUGGUUUUACCAUCCUGAAAGAAGUAGCGGUACACGCAGCACGCAGCUUAUUGUCGUUUACCUUUAUAUCUCUUUACUUUAAAAAAAACACUCAGUUAUUGAAUCCAUUGUUUGUUUGUUUGUUUGUUCAACUCAGGUUGUGAUGAAAUAGUCCAUACCUCUUGGAAAGAAAGAAAAAAAGCAGCAAAUAAACAUGAACUUUUAGGUGUGAACACUGAACAGGUUUGAACUUUGAAAGUGGUGGGCCAUUUUACUUUGGAAUUUUGGGUCCUCUUGGGACAAGCAAUCUCAACUCUGAAACAACUUUCGGUGUCUCUGUGUAUAAUUUUGGACUAUGUCUUCCCUUCCCAAAUCCUACUAUAUAUACCACACUAUCACUCUCCACAUUCUUUCCCUCUACUCUCUCUUCUAUCACUCACUAUCAUCAAACACACUUCAUCAACCUUUUGAAGUUCAGUUAGUCUGGUUCAUUAUUUUCUUUAGGGGGUGAAAUAGGUUCAUAAUAAGAGGACUUGAAUUUCUUUUAUUACAAUGAUUCUGGCACAUAACGGAUGCACACUGUUGAAAUGUCAUUUAGCUCUUGAUAAAAACUAUAUUGUAUACAAAAGUUUCUAUUUUUGGAUUUUUCAGAUUUUUGAUAGGUAUAGUACUCUUGGUACUUAGUACAUUGUCCUAGACAAUUUCAGUUUCACUUCUGUUUUUUUUUUCUCUUUUAAUAGUAGUAAGGAACAUAGAAAUAUAGAAUGGGAGGGGCUUCAUUGCCGCCCGGUUUUCGUUUCCAUCCAACUGAUGAAGAACUGAUAGGAUAUUACCUGAAAAGAAAAGUCGAGGGACUUGAAAUUGAGCUUGAAGUUAUACCUGUUGUUGAUUUCUACAAAUUUGAUCCAUGGGAGUUACCUGAGAAAUCUUUCCUACCAAAAAGAGAUAUGGAAUGGUUUUUCUUCUGUCCACGCGAUCGCAAGUAUCCGAAUGGAUCGAGAACAAAUAGAGCCACCAAAGCUGGUUACUGGAAAGCCACAGGAAAAGACAGGAAGGUUGUGUGUGAGGCUAGUCCAUUCGUUUCCACCGAGACUGUCACGGGUUACCGCAAGACCCUGGUUUUCUAUUGCGGAAGAGCACCUUUAGGCGAUCGAACCAAUUGGGUCAUGCACGAAUAUCGCCUCAACGAUGAUCCUAGUCAAGGCUCAGAGGGUGCUUUUGCUUUGUGCCGAGUUAUUAAAAAGAAUGAGAAGGCGAAUGAUUCCCAAGGGCAUGGAGGAAAGAGAGUUAAAGCUAAUGAUGGGAGCAAUUCCAUUUCCACCGAUGGAAAUGAGGUUUCUUGUCGGGCAAGUCAAAUGUGCAGUGGCAGUGAGAGUCAUUAUUCAAGUCCUAUUAAUUUCCCAAGCAAUGUGCCUACUACGGCUGGAUUUGAGCAAGCUUCCUCCGAUACCAAUCCUUCAACCUUCUGGCUCUCCCCCGACAUGAUUCUCGAUUCUUCAAAGGACUACUCUCAAGUUCCGGUACAAGAUCUUGAUGGAUGUUUCCCACAACAACAUGACUUAUUGAGUUCAAUGACACCUUGGCAAUCAUUUGAACACACUGAAAUCUCACCAUGUUCAUCCUACUCAAAUUUUAACGCGGAAAUUGAAUUUUCUGACACUCUUAGUCGAAUCGGUUGCAUUUCACCCUACACGGGACAAGGAAGCUUCAUGGACUUGCCUUACGAAUGCUAUGAUCAAAUUCCUUCAUUUAGAGAUCCAAACCAAUUCUGAAAAGAAAAAAGGAAUAAGAAUAACAUUCUCCUUCUUUUCUUGCAUUACAAGUUACGAGAUGUUUAAUUUGGGAUGAAAGUCCAAUUUGUAAUCAAAUGAGAGUUUAUGUGAGGAAUUAGAACUCUAGAAGGGAUCUCUGAGACAACGCCUUUUUAUGUCCGUCUUUGAGUGAUAAACUAUGAUUAAUGAGUCCAAUCCUUUCAUAUGCACCAGACAGAUACUAUCCAGUUCUCGAACUUCUCUUCACUUAGUCGAUUUGUAUUGUACUAUUAUGUUGUGUAGGUUUUCCGGGUUACAUCACUUUUUUAGAUUUCACCCGAAUUUGCUUUAUAUCGGUUUUUUUGUAUUAUUAUAUGUGUGGAUUCAUAGAACCAGCUUAAUGAAUGAAUGAGGACUUAUUACA
Molecule: messenger RNA, 2523 nt
Organism: Lathyrus oleraceus (garden pea)
Lineage: Eukaryota; Viridiplantae; Streptophyta; Magnoliopsida; Fabales; Fabaceae
Product: NAC domain-containing protein 71
Exons: 4
Coding region: 1113-2120 (335 amino acids)
Biological process (GO): regulation of DNA-templated transcription
Molecular function (GO): DNA binding
Source: RefSeq, a predicted model, not a curated record